This is a messenger RNA of Leguminivora glycinivorella, 1155 nucleotides long. Its product is annotated as WD repeat-containing protein 61-like. Bases 162 to 1121 code for a protein of 319 amino acids. Gene Ontology annotation, molecular function: protein binding. Gene Ontology annotation, cellular component: Cdc73/Paf1 complex. The transcript has 9 exons. The record is from RefSeq and is a predicted model, not a curated record. Lineage: Eukaryota; Metazoa; Arthropoda; Insecta; Lepidoptera; Tortricidae.
UAUUAGCUAGUCUAUGGUACUAAUUUUGACAACUCUCGAAUGUCAAAAUAAAUAAACUUUCCAAACACAUUUCUUCUAAGAAAUACAUGUUUAGAUAUUUUAAAUAACUACGCUAAGAGACGUGAUAUAUAGAGAGAAACGUGAUAUUUACUUUAAAUACUAUGCCAGCUUCAACUGCGUAUUCCAUAUUACUAAAGAAAGAAAAUGCUCACGAAGACCCUAUUUACUGCUGUGCAUGGGCUAAGACGGCUACUUCUGGAGAUCCAAAAGCACCUACCAAAGACUUCAUUGCUACAGGUGGCCUAGAUGGCCUAGUGAAGGUGUGGCUAUUUGAGAACAAUAGGUUGGAACUAGUGCACUCUCUAGCGGGGCACUCCAUGGCUGUGGUUUCUGUUGCAGUCAGCUUUGACGGUCACACCCUGGCCAGUACAUCUCUGGACUCCACCUUGAUAAUCUGGGAUUUGCUGAGUGGUCACAAAGUCCAUGAGGUCCAGAACAGUGGCACAGACAUUUGGAAGGUGGCAUUUUCUCCCGAGGGCCACCACAUAGUCACUGGGAGUCAUACUGGGAAGCUUGGGAUCUAUGGCAUUGAGAAAGCAUCUUUAGAGUGUGUUUUGGACACUAGAGGGAAAUUUGUUUUGAGUUUGGCUUGGAGCCCCGACGGCAAGUACAUCGCGAGCGGCUCAACAGAUGGCGCUGCCUGCCUCUUCGACGCGGCGCAAGGCAAGCUACUGCACACCAUUCAAGCUCACACACAGGCAGUGAACACAGUAACGUUCUCAGCAGACUCUUCGCUUCUUCUCACCGCCUCGUCCGAUGGAACAGUGCACACAUACAAUGUUGCGAGCGGUAGCCUGCAAAGCAGUAUGAAACUCGCAUGCAGAGCGGCGUCGGCGGCCGCGAGUUCAGACGGGCGCGCCGCCGCCGCCGCCGCCGACGGCGCCGUAAGAGUCGCGAGCCUCGAUAAACUACAAGACCUACAUGUCUUCAAGGAGCACACGGGAGCUGUGUGCGGCGUACAAUUCAACCCCGAAGGCAACCAGCUUCUCUCAGUGUCAAAGGACAGAAGUAUUAACAUCUACGAGUGCCCACCGCCGCCUAAAAGUGCUGCUAAGAAGUGAUCAAGUAAAUUAUAUUCCUAUCUCUUAAUACCUA